Molecule: messenger RNA, 1263 nt
Organism: Lathyrus sativus (Indian pea)
Lineage: Eukaryota; Viridiplantae; Streptophyta; Magnoliopsida; Fabales; Fabaceae
Source: the annotation of a GenBank genome assembly
AUGAAUAUGAAGAGUCUAUUUCAUUUUGUUUUUCUUUGCUCUCUGGCUUUCUCUGUUUUCAUUUUAGUUUCUGGUCAACAACAAUCUCUUGAGUUUCUUAACCUAUGUGAAACAAGUGAAGACAUUGUACAAGCUUCAUCAAACAGUGAGUUUCCUAUAGCUGUUUCUCUGAACAAUGAAAACCUCAAUCAUGUCUCCAACAACAUUUUACUAGCUGAAACUUGGCUUAGGUCAAAUAUUUUCCCAUUUUACCCUUCAUCAAAAAUCACCAACAUUGUUGGAAAAACCUCAACUUUCUGUCAACAAGACCAAAACCUAAACCAAAACAACCUUAUUUUGGUUCUCUCUGCUUUGAAAAAUCUCCAUCACUCACUCAAAAGAUGGGGUUUAGAACAAGACAUCAAAGUUUCCAUUGCUCUUGAUUUACAUUGUUUUAGUUUUAACCCAAACACUGAUUUGAGAAUGGUUAAACCCAUGACUGAGUUUCUCCAUUCUGUUAACUCAACAUUCUCCCUCAUCCAUAAUUCAGAUAAAAAUCCAAACUUUAUCACUUCCCACUUAGAAUCCAUGAAAAAGCUUGGAUUUUUCAGCCUCAACAACAUCAUAAACAUUGCUACCAUUGUCCCAAAAGAGAGAAACACCAUAACCAAAACCAAAACCAGAAAACUUUAUGUCACCACAAUCCCUGUUAAACCAACCCCAUUUCCAGAAAUCGCUCACCCCCCUAUGAAUUUCCCUGUUGGGUCACCUUCAAAUCUACCAAAUUCAGAACCUUUACCACCUUUAGCUCAAAUAGUUUCAUCACCCCCACCGAUUUCCUCUCCUAGUUUCUCCCCUCAAGAACAACCAUCACCACUCCCACCACAGUUUCUUGCCCCUCCUGCUAACUCUCCUCAUUAUGGUUUCACUCUACCACCUUGCAAUCCAGAUUAUACCGGUUCACCUUCACAUUCACCUUCACCUUAUCCAAAUACAGUUCCUGUUCAGAAACUCUGGUGUGUCGCAAAGCCUAGUGUUCCUGAAGAAACACUGCAACAAGCUUUGGAUUAUGCUUGUGGUGAAGGCGGUGCUGAUUGUAAUGAGAUUACAACCUCACAAGGGAACUGUUUCUACCCUGAUAACUUAGUUGCUCAUGCUUCUUAUGCUUUCAAUAGUUACUGGCAGAAACAUAAGAGAAAUGGUGGAACAUGUAACUUUGGAGAAACUGCUAUGUUGAUUCAUUCUGAUCCAAGUUUCCUUCACUGUAGGUUCAUUCUCAGCUAG